Messenger RNA from Trichomycterus rosablanca, 9487 nucleotides. It is a transcript of the gene usp9, whose product is annotated as ubiquitin specific peptidase 9. Lineage: Eukaryota; Metazoa; Chordata; Actinopteri; Siluriformes; Trichomycteridae. Gene Ontology annotation, biological process: protein deubiquitination; cell migration. The record is from RefSeq and is a predicted model, not a curated record. The transcript is spliced from 47 exons. Gene Ontology annotation, molecular function: cysteine-type deubiquitinase activity. Bases 302 to 8086 code for a protein of 2594 amino acids. Gene Ontology annotation, cellular component: nucleus; cytosol.
AACAGGAGACAAAAACCCUAGGAGCUAAUCGCACACAGUUUAUGUAAGCUGGGCGCUACACUAACACACACAAACACAGCUCAAUGACACAAACAGGCUUUAGCAGCUCGUAAUCGGUCCUGUCUGGCUUCAAAACGAAAGAAGGUCCGAUUGAAUUUUUGGUUAUGCAAUGGUCUCUGCAUCAGUGCUAGCACUUUCAGCUGUGUGCCACUUCUCCGUCGAUCCAGAGGAGGCAGUGAUUUCUUCCCGUGCUCCAGUGACAUAAGCAGACAAGAUUGCAAAGAUCUGCCCUGUGUCGAAUAUGACUGCCACGACCCGUGGCUCCCCCGUUGGGGGGAAUGAGAGUCAGGAGCAAAGCCAAGCUCCGGAUGGUCAGUCUCAGCCUCCACUGCCUCAAAACCAGACGUCCUCUCCCACUUCGUCCAAUGAGAACUCUCCUGUGAGUCCUUCAGAUGAGCAGGGUCAGGGAGACUGCCCUGCCCAGCUGGAGGAGGAGGAGGAACCUGCUUUCCCUCACACAGACCUGGCCAAACUGGAUGACAUGAUCAACAGACCCCGCUGGGUUGUUCCAGUCUUGCCAAAGGGUGAAUUAGAAGUUCUUCUUGAAGCUGCUAUAGAUCUCUGUAAAAAAGGACUUGAUGUCAAGAGUGAAGCCUGCCAGAGGUUUUUCCGUGAUGGGUUGACUAUAUCUUUUACAAAAAUACUGACUGAUGAGGCUGUCAGUGGAUGGAAAUUUGAAAUCCACAGGUGCAUAAUCAACAACACCCAUCGUCUGAUGGAGCUGUGUGUGACCAAGCUCUCUCAGGACUGGUUUCCUCUACUAGAGCUCUUGGCAAUGGCCACCAACCCCCACUGCAAAUUCCACAUUUACAAUGGUACCCGGCCCUCAGAGACAGUGCCUGCUGGGGUGCAGCUGGCUGAGGAUGAGCUCUUUGCCCGUCCGCCUGACCCUCGCUCUCCUAAGGGCUGGUUGGUGGAUUUAAUCAACAAAUUUGGCACAUUAAACGGGUUCCAAAUUCUGCACGAUCGUUUCAUGAGUGGUCAAGCUCUAAACGUUCAGAUCAUCGCCGCACUAAUCAAGCCUUUUGGGCAGUGCUACGAGUUUCUCACUUUGCACACGGUGAAGAAGUACUUCCUUCCAGUUAUAGAAAUGGUUCCCCAGUUUCUAGAAAACCUCACUGAUGAGGAGUUAAAAAAGGAAGCCAAAAAUGAAGCCAAAAAUGAUGCUCUGUCUAUGAUAAUCAAGUCACUGAAGAAUCUGGCUUCCCGGGUACCGGGGCAAGAGGAAACCGUGAAGAACAUGGAAAUAUUUAGGUUAAAAAUGAUCCUUAGGUUAUUGCAAAUUUCUUCUUUUAACGGCAAAAUGAAUGCACUUAAUGAAGUAAAUAAAGUAAUCUCAAGUGUUUCUUACUACACACACCGCCAUGGCAACCCAGAAGAGGCAGAGUGGCUCACCGCAGAGCGCAUGGCCGAAUGGAUUCAGCAAAACAACAUUUUGUCCAUUGUACUGCGGGAUAGUCUUCACCAGCCACAGUAUGUGGAGAAACUGGAGAAGAUCCUGCGUUUUGUUAUUAAGGAGAAGGCACUUACACUUCAAGACCUGGACAAUAUUUGGGCAGCCCAGGCUGGGAAACAUGAGGCCAUUGUUAAGAAUAUGCAUGAUCUCCUUGCAAAGUUGGCUUGGGAUUUCUCACCUGAACAGCUGGAUCAUCUGUUUGACUGUUUUAAGGAAAGCUGGACUAACGCGAGUAAAAAGCAGCGGGAAAAGUUGCUGGAAUUGAUUCGUAGGCUGGCAGAAGAUGACAAGGAUGGCGUAAUGGCUCACAAAGUCCUCAAUCUGCUGUGGAACUUGGCCCAUAGUGAUGAUGUUCCUGUGGAUAUUAUGGACCAGGCUCUUAGUGCUCAUAUCAAGAUCCUUGACUAUAGCUGCUCCCAGGACAGAGAUACCCAGAAAAUCCAGUGGAUAGAUCGCUUCAUUGAAGAGUUGAGAUCUAAUGAUAAGUGGGUAAUUCCAGCCUUGAAACAAAUUCGAGAGAUCUGCAGUCUGUUUGGAGAGGCUCCUCAAAAUCUAAGUCAGACGCAGAGGAGCCCACAUGUCUUUUAUCGGCAUGACCUUAUUAACCAACUCCAGCACAAUCAUGCACUGGUCACUCUCGUAGCUGAGAACUUGUCAGCCUACAUGGAGAACAUGAGACAAUUCUCCAAAGAACACACAGAUUUUGACCCUCAGACUGUCAGGCCCGGGAGUCGAUACAGUCAUGUGCAGGAGGUGCAGGAGCGUCUGAACUUUUUGAGGUUUUUGCUGAAGGAUGGACAGCUGUGGCUCUGCGCUCCUCAAGCCAAGCAGAUCUGGAAGUGCCUAGCAGAGAAUGCUGUGUUUCUGUGUGAUCGUGAAGCUUGCUUCAAAUGGUACUCCAAGCUGAUGGGGGACGAGCCGGACCUUGAUCCCGACAUCAACAAGGACUUCUUUGAGAACAACGUGCUACAGCUGGACCCCUCUCUGCUUACUGAGAACGGCAUGAAGUGUUUUGAGCGCUUCUUUAAAGCAGUAAACUGCAGAGAGGGCAAGCUAGUAGCCAAGCGCCGGGUUUACAUGAUGGAUGAUCUAGAGCUGAUCGGGCUGGAUUACCUGUGGAGGGUUGUGAUCCAGGGAAGUGAUGACAUUGCUAGCCGAGCAAUUGACUUGCUUAAAGAGAUUUACACAAACCUUGGACCCAAAUUACAAGCAAAUCAGGUUGAGAUCCAUGAGGACUUUAUACAGUCUUGCUUUGAUCGACUCAAAGCCUCCUAUGACACACUGUGUGUGCUGGACGGAGAUAAGGACAGCAUUAACUGUGCCAGGCAGGAGGCCAUCCGCAUGGUGCGGGUUCUCACCGUGCUAAGGGAGUACAUCACAGAAUGUGACAGCGACUACCAUGAAGAGAGGACCAUCCUACCCAUGUCCAGAGCGUUCCGUGGGAAGCACAUCACACUGAUUGUGCGCUUUCCAAACCAAGGCAGACAGGUGGAUGACCUGGACAUCUGGUCCCACACCAACGACACUAUUGGUUCUGUCAGGCGCUGUAUUCUCAACCGUAUCAAGGCCAACAGUGCACACACCAAGAUUGAGCUCUUUAUCGGUGGAGACAUCAUUGAUCCGGCAGAUGACAGGAAACUGAUUGGUCAGCUUAAUCUUAAAGAUAAAACGCUCAUCACAGCCAAGCUCACCCAGGUCAGUGCCAAUAUGCCUUCAAGCCCAGACAGUUCCUCUGACUCUUCUACUGGCUCCCCUGGAAACCAUGGCAACCACUACAGUGAUGGGCCAAACCCUGAAGUAGAGAGCUGUCUCCCUGGUGUGAUAAUGUCCCUGCACUUGCGCUAUAUUUCUUUCCUGUGGCAAGUAGCUGAUUUGGGCUGUAAUCUCAACAUGCCUCUGCUACGAGAUGGAGCCCGGGUCCUUAUGAAGCUUAUGCCUCCAGAUAACACUACAGUGGAAAACCUGCGAGCAAUCUGUCUGGAUCAUGCCAAGCUUGGAGAAAGCAGUCUUAGCCCCACUCUUGAUUCCCGCUUUUUUGGCCCAUCACCCUCCCAAGUUCUCUACUUAAUAGAGGUGGUCUAUGCCUUGCUCAUGCCAGCAAGUGGCACGCUGGGAGAGGAUGCUAACGAUUUCCAAUACAACUUCUUGCGUAGUGGUGGCCUACCACUGGUCUUGAGCAUGCUGACCCGAAAUAACUUUCUUCCAAAUGCUGACAUGGAGACCCGCCGGGGAGCCUAUCUCAAUGCUUUAAAAAUAGCCAAGCUCCUGCUAACAGCGGUGGGAUUUGGCCAUGUGAAGGCUGUGGCUGAAGCCUGCCAACCUGUGGCAGAGAGCAAUGUACCUGUGUCACCUAUAAACCAGGUCACCCAUGACCAGGCACUGGUUCUUCAGAGUGCCCUGCAGAACAUCCCCAAUCCUUCAGCUGAGUGCAUGCUACGCAAUGUUGCAAUCCGCCUAGCUCAGCAGAUCUCUGAUGAGAACUUUUUCCAGGCCUCUAAGUAUAUCCCAGACAUCGGUGUGAUCAGAGCAGUUCAGAAGAUUGUCUGGGCCUCUGGUUGUGGCUCAAUUCAGCAUGUCUUUAGUCCUAUUGAGGAGAUCAGCAACAUCUAUGAGAAGACGAAUGCAGGAAAUGAGCCGGAUGCAGAGGAUGAGCAGGUAUGCUGUGAGGCUCUGGAGGUCAUGACCCUGUGCUUUGCUCUCAUCCCCACUGCACUUGAUGCACUUAGCAAAGAGAAGGCCUGGCAGACUUUUAUUAUUGACCUGCUGCUGCACUGCCAAAGCAAGUCUGUUCGUCAGUUGGCCCAAGAACAGUUUUUCCUCAUGGCCACUAGGUGUUGUAUGGGACACAGGCCUUUACUGUUCUUUAUUACUCUUCUAUUUACAGUUUUAGGUAGCACUGCAAAGGAACGGGCUAAGCAUGCUGGCGAUUACUUUACCCUCCUACGACAUUUGCUCAACUACGCAUAUAAUAGCAAUAUUAAUCUCCCCAAUGCAGAAGUUCUUCUUAAUAAUGAGAUUGAUUGGUUGAAGCGGAUCAAGGAAGAGGUUAAAAGGACUGGAGAGACUGGGGUAGAGGAGACCAUUUUAGAGGGCCAUGUUGGUGUCACAAAAGAGCUCCUUGCUUUCCAGACUGCAGAAAAGAAGUAUUAUAUAGGCUGUGAAAAGGGAGGAGCCAAUCUCAUCAAGGAGCUGAUAGAUGACUUCCUUUUCCCAGCCUCUAAUGUCUACCUGCAGUACAUGAAGAGUGGAGAGUUUCCUCCUGAGCAGGCCAUACCUGUGUGUAGCACUCCAGCCACAAUCACCGCUUGCUUUGAACUUUUAGUUGCACUUGCUGUUGGAUGUGUACGCAAUCUCAGACAGAUUGUCGACACCCUAACUGACAUGUACUACUCAGGAUGUGAGGCCCUUACUGAAUGGGAGUAUCUGCCACCUGUGGGUCCAAGACCUAAUAAGGGCUUUGUAGGGUUAAAGAAUGCAGGUGCUACCUGCUACAUGAACUCAGUUAUCCAGCAGCUUUACAUGAUCCCACCCAUCAGAAACGGCAUCCUGGCCAUUGAGGGUACAGGCAGUGAUGUGGACGAUGACAUGUCUGGGGAUGAGAAGCCAGAUAAUGAGAGUAAUGUCGAUCCACGAGAUGAGGUCUUUAGCUAUCAGCACCAAUUUGAUGACAAGCCAUCACUGGGGAAAUCUGAGGACAGGAAGGAAUAUAACAUCGGGGUUCUACGCCACCUGCAGGUUAUUUUUGGACAUCUUGCCUCGUCUAGAUUGCAGUACUAUGUUCCCAGAGGCUUCUGGAAACAGUUCAGGCUUUGGGGUGAGCCAGUAAAUUUAAGAGAACAACAUGAUGCUCUGGAGUUCUUCAAUUCACUUGUAGAUAGUUUAGAUGAGGCUUUAAAAGCACUGGGUCAUCCUGCCAUGCUGAGCAAAGUGCUUGGAGGUUCCUUUGCUGAUCAGAAGAUCUGUCAGGGCUGUCCUCAUAGGUAUGAAUGUGAGGAGUCCUUUACAACACUGAAUGUAGAUAUCCGAAACCACCAGAAUCUUCUUGACUCCAUGGAGCAGUAUGUAAAGGGGGACUUACUCGAAGGUGCUAAUGCCUACCACUGUGAAAAAUGCAACAAGAAAGUUGACACAGUAAAGCGGUUGCUCAUCAAGAAACUGCCUCCAGUACUUGCCAUACAGUUGAAGCGAUUUGACUAUGAUUGGGAACGGGAGUGUGCCAUUAAGUUUAAUGACUACUUUGAGUUUCCUCGGGAGCUGGACAUGGAACCCUACACAGUAGCAGGAGUAGCCAAGCUGGAGGGAUCUGAUGUGCACCCUGAGAAUCAGGUAAUUCAGCAGCAUGACCCCUUGGAGCCAGAGAUGCCAUGCAGCUCACGGUAUAGGCUGGUGGGCGUGCUGGUGCACUCAGGCCAGGCCAGUGGUGGUCAUUACUACUCGUACAUAAUCCAGAGGAAUGGCAGCGGUUGUGAGGGCGAGACCAACCGCUGGUACAAGUUUGAUGACGGUGACGUCACUGAGUGCAAGAUGGAUGACGAUGAGGAGAUGAAGAACCAGUGCUUCGGUGGCGAGUACAUGGGUGAAGUGUUUGACCACAUGAUGAAGCGCAUGUCAUACCGGAGGCAGAAGCGCUGGUGGAACGCCUACAUUCUUUUCUAUGAGCGCAUGGACUCGCUGGACAAAGAUGGCGAGCUGAUGAAGUACAUCUCAGAAUUGUCCCUCAGCAGUAAGCCACACCAGAUCAAGAUGCCCCCGGCCAUCGAGUGCAGCGUGCGCAAGCAGAACGUGCAGUUCAUGCAUAGCCGCAUGCAGUAUAGCCUGGAAUACUUCCAGUUCAUCAAGAAACUGCUCACCUGUAAUAGUGUCUAUCUGACCCCUCCACCAGGCCAAGACCAUCUUUUGCCUGAGGCUGAAGAAAUUGCUAAGAUUAGCAUUCAGCUAGCUGCUAGAUUCCUUUUCAGCACAGGAUUCCAUACCAAGAAAGCUGUCCGUGGUCCUGCCAGUGACUGGUAUGAUGCACUGUGCAUUCUCCUUCGACACAGCAAGAUUGUACGCAGCUGGUUUGCACACAAUGCCCUAUUUUCUCACCCGAAUCGUUUCUCUGAAUACUUGCUUGAGUGCCCUAGUGCUGAGGUGCGAGGAGCCUUCUCCAAGCUCAUAGUAUUCAUUGCACAUUUCUCCCUGCAAGAUGGGCCCUACCCUUCACCUGUUGCCUCACCAGGAACAUCCAGUCAGGGCUGUGAUAAUCUGACCCUAAGUGACCAUUUGCUACGGGCUGUGCUCAACUUGUUGCGGAGAGAGGUGUCGGAGCAUGGCCGCCACUUGCAGCAGUACUUUAAUCUUUUUGUCAUGUAUGCCAACUUAGGUUUGGGUGAAAAGACACAGCUAUUAAAACUUGGUGUGCCAGCCACCUUCAUGUUGGUGGCUCUGGAUGAAGGCCCAGGUCCACCCAUCAAGUACCAGUAUGCUGAGCUGGGUAAACUGUACACAGUGGUGUCACAACUGGUGCGGUGCUGUGAUGUGACCUCGCGUAUGCAGUCAUCAAUCAACGGCAACCCUCCUCUUCCAAACCCAUAUGGGGACCCCAGCCUAACACAGCCCAUCAUGCCUUUGCAUCAGCUUGUGGCUGAGAUUCUGUUUGUACGUACCAGUUAUGUCAAGAAGAUCAUCGAGGACUGCAGUAACUCUGAAGAGACCAUCAAACUGCUGCGCUUCUGCUGCUGGGAGAACCCCCAGUUUUCUUCUACAGUGCUUAGUGAGCUACUGUGGCAGGUGGCAUAUUCCUAUACUUAUGAGCUAAGGCCUUACUUGGACUUGCUGCUGCAGAUCUUGCUUGUUGAGGACUCCUGGCAAACUCACAGGAUCCACAAUGUACUGAAGGGGAUUCCAGAUGACCGUGAUGGCCUGUUUGACACCAUCCAGCGCUCUAAAAACCACUACCAGAAAAGAGCUUACCAGUGCAUCAAGUGCAUGGUGGCUCUGUUCAGCAACUGCCAAGUUGCCUAUCAAAUUCUUCAGAGUAACGGGGACCUAAAAAGGAAGUGGACAUGGGCAGUAGAGUGGCUCGGUGAUGAGCUUGAGCGCAGGCCAUACACUGGUAAUGCCCAGUACACGUAUAACAACUGGUCACCUCCCGUUCAGAGCAAUGAGACCUCCAAUGGCUACUUCCUGGAGCGCUCCCAUAGUGCCCGCAUGACCUUAGCCAAGGCCUGCGAACUGUGCCCUGAAGAGUGUCACUUACCGAAGCACGAAGUGGUGUCUGAAGAGGACGCAGGCCGGAAGCCGUCCUCGCCACAGCAGCUUUUACCAGGGGAAGUGACAGGCCAGCAGCAGAACACUGAGCCAGAUGAUCAAGAGGCUCAUGAUGACCAGGACACCUCUCCACCAGAAGACACAUCACUGUACCCCAACUCUCCAGGGACACAGUUUCAACAGCAGAACAACCUUCCUCAUGGACAGCCAUACACCGGCCCGGCAGCACAACAUAUGAACAAUCCUCAGCGUCCAGGCCCACGAGCACAAGAAAACUGGGAGUCCCCAGAAGAAGCUCCACCCACCCAGAUGAAAGAAUAGCACCACUCGUUUAUGCGGUUCUCCAUCCGAGCGCAAGCUGUUCAAACGAAGAGCAAGGCCCCAGUAUCCAGUGUCACUCAACAAACUUUCUCCAGAAAUGUGUUCCCUGUCCUGCUAACUUUGAGGUGGCGACUUCACCAUCUACCUGCAGUACUUCAACUUGCGUACAGUGGAUGGUGCAGUAACAAGCCUGGCCUGAUGCACUUCACAUGCACUUGAUGGUGGUGUACAUAUUCUACUAAUAUUUUUGACUGUUUAAAACCAUUGGCACCACGUGCCGAAGACUUAUGGAUUUCAGAAAACAACAUUUAAAGUUGAAAAAAAAGAGUAAAAAGACUUUAAAAAAAAAAACCUGUUUGAUUACCUGUGCUCGGUUGUGAGAUUUGAUCUGCCUUUUGGUCAUUCAGCUCUAGAUUAUUUUACUCACGUCAGCUCUUAUCUACCCCACCUUUGGAGCCAGACAUGGCAGUAGUGUAGGUAUGACAAUUGCUGGGUGAUGCCCUUGUUAGGUUGCUCUAAGAGAUGAUGUAACUUUGUUCUGGAAACUUUCAUUGCCUUUUCUUGGUUCUGGUAUUUAAUUUAAAAAUUCCAGUUAUGCUGUAAUGUUUUAGCAUGGCUUCACACCCAAUUAGUGUAGCCAAAGGGAAAUUCUGUGAUCAUGAUGGCUGUAGUUUUUAAUCAACAGCUGUUCUGAAAAGGCUCCCCUUACUUCAUUUCUACAUUUUUUUAAAAUCUAAACAAUAAGUGGUAUUUGAAUUGCACAUGUAUCCUCUGACCUGACAUUUGGCACUCAGUUCUUGGUGGAAAUAAAUGUUUAGUUUGACCUAUAGGAAUUUUAGACAGAGAAAAUGUAUAUGCAAGUUUGCUAUGCCAGGAUGCCUGGCCACUUAAGUCUGCAGACUUGCUGUCUGUUUUUGCUUAUUCUACUUGAAAACAGCUCUGUGUGGGAACCUUUCCUUGGAGCAGGAUGGACAUAAGCAGGGUCAUAUUACAAAACUGCUGGUUAGUCGUAUGAUAGCGUUAAGAUUAGUAAACAACUGAAAAUAGUGUAUUUGAUUGGAAACUUGGAAGAAUUUUGAAUUGUUUAAAAAAACCAAAUACUCCUGCAAAUGAAACUAUUCUGCCCAUCAUAUUUAAAUAUUUUGCUGUUUUAUUUUAUAGAAUUUAUUUUGUUGUAUUUCACUAAAAGAAAAAUAAGAAUUUGAUUUAAGAGGAACAUUUUUGUCCUUGUGUUCUUUUUAAACAUUGACUGUACAGAGUUCUUUGCCUGUUUUGGCCAUAGUGUAACAUUGAAUUCUGGAGCCGCAGUCACAAUGUUAGCGUUCACGUUGUGAGGUUUUUUUGUGCACAGAAAUAUUACAGCAUUGCGCCCUUAAAAAUAAAGAAAACUGAAUCUUGAAA